Messenger RNA from Salvelinus namaycush (lake trout), 4287 nucleotides. It is a transcript of the gene gpbp1l1, whose product is annotated as GC-rich promoter binding protein 1-like 1. Bases 1561 to 2961 code for a protein of 466 amino acids. Gene Ontology annotation, biological process: positive regulation of DNA-templated transcription; DNA-templated transcription. The record is from RefSeq and is a predicted model, not a curated record. The transcript is spliced from 11 exons. Gene Ontology annotation, molecular function: DNA binding; RNA binding. Lineage: Eukaryota; Metazoa; Chordata; Actinopteri; Salmoniformes; Salmonidae. Gene Ontology annotation, cellular component: nucleus.
UAGGACAAACAGGAACAAGUAGCAAGCUAGGAUAGCUAACAUUACUGUUAGCUAGUUCAAACGAAAGUCUGAUAAAACGGGAUCUCACAACCCAAAUGUACUAACUACAACAGCUCAAAUUAUAUAUUUGCAGUUGCAAGACAGGCAUGUUCCGCUUACACGUACAUCUCGGAUAUUAGCUGAAUUGACAGAGACAAGAAAGUGGUCUGUGUGAGGCUCGAGACAUUUAUCUCUAGGUAGGUGGCCAUUUUGACACCGUUGAUUUCGUCUGCUGCUAGCUCCAUUUAUCAUCCAUGGCCGUUGACAGUUACACUUUUCGAUGUUCAUGUGUCAUCACGUCAAUGUUGAUCUGCUGCUGAAGAAGUAAUUUGAAGAGACGGCUGAGAAGUAAAGAAGAACACUUAGUUUUGUUUUGUUCAAUGCCAAUCCUUACAACAACUUCAGCAACAAUCUCUUCUGCCGGAUGCUACAGCAAAGUCAGGAUUGUACAAUCUAGUAAAAGGCAGACAGUUGUUAGAUAUCUUUUGAAAAUUAUAUGAGUGACCUUUUAAGGAGAGUUGCCUCUGUAUGACUCGAGUAUAAUUUUAUAGCUAAGAAGUGAGUCAGUUUACAUGAGUAUUUGCUUUGAAUGAAAGGUGUAUCUGACCAACAACAACAGCCUAGGUUUGUCGUGUCUGAGGGUAAGAUAAAUGCAAAAAGGUGCACAGAACCAAAUCUCCAGUACGUUCUCUAGCAAUACAACCUCUACAAUAGUGAGUUAAUGAGAAUGUCAGGCUCCUUCUCACACCCCUUCUCAGAAGAGUCAGGAUUUAGGGUGUGUUGAUUGAUACUACUAACAAACACAAUGUUAGUCACAUCAUAGCGAUAGGCCCCCUUGGGUUUUGUUAUGUGACUAAACCGUGACCCCCCCCCUCCCCGUUUCUCCUUGUCGUAGCCCUCCGGUUGUGUGGAUGAGGUGAACACGGGCUUUUCGCUGUUUUCCCCUUGAAGCGGCACUGUGAGGUAGAUUCCCCCCCCCAUUUUUUUUCAGAGAGUGUCCACAUCUGGAGAUAGGAUGAGUUGGUGAGGAGGAAUCAGUGUCAGGGCUGGCACAAAGUGCUGCUUCCAUAAACCUUUUGAGAACAUAGAACAGUUGAGUUGACUUUCCUCACUGACUCACACAGACAGGCCUAGAUCAAACAACCAAACAGAUCCCUACUACAUAUGCUUGCUUUUCAUUCAUGUCUGUGUGACUGAUUCAAUCAAAUCAUCUCGACACCAGCCAAGACCGGCAGUACAGAUAACUGCCAGUCUCCUUACCAAGCCCCUUCUCCACUCAUCGCCUCACCCUGGGAACUGGAGCUUCUCUCUGCCAAGGGCUCUGUCUCGCUCAGGCUGAAGAGUGGUCCUAUCUCCUGGUCUGCCUUAGCUUAACAGACACCAGGGCUGGGCCAGCUGUACCAAGAGGAACACAUACCACACUGACAGAGAGAAGGGCCACUGGACUACAGAGCUGACUACUCUGGAUCCUGGCCAUGAGGUUUGAUGCCACGCUCUACUGACGGGAGACACUGGACCUAAAUGGCGCAGCAUGACUUUGUUCCAGCCUGGCUUAACUUCUCCACGCCUCAGCCCGCCAAGUCUCUUGCAGCGUUUGAGGGGCACGGAGAGAAUCUUGCCCGCGGUGAUGCUCGGCCCGCUGUGAGCCGCCGCCGUCAUAACUCCUCUGACGGCUUCUUCAACAACAACCCUCUCAGAGCACCUGCAGGUGAUGGGUUGCACCAUCCCUCUCUCCUGCGGCAUGACUCUGUGGACUCAGGCGUGGCUAAGGGAGGGCAGGGGGGCCUGGGCAGCGGUCUCUGGGGGCAGGAGGGACCCCACCAUGGGCGCCACACCAAGCGCCCUGUGGGGGACAGGGAGCGACCAGGGCCCCACCGUCAGCGCAACGGGACCUUCCACCCCCGGAAAGGAGGCUUCCUGCCAGUUGAGGGAGGCCAUGAGGACAAGCUGAAGUUUGUGGAGGAGGAUUUUCCCUCACUCAAUCAAUCAGAGAGCAGUGGGAAGCCGGUGGCCCAGCCUCAUGCUGUAGAGACUCCUGUAGGAGUUUGGGAGCACCCCCCUAGUGCCAAGCAGACCAUAACUAAGAUGUUGGUCAUCAAGAAGGUUUCUAAGGAAGACCCUAGCGCUGCUUUCUCUGCUGGUUUCGCCAACACAACGGUACCCCACCUAACCAACGUCACCAAAACCCCAAUCUCCUCAUCCAGUGUCUACAAGAACCUGGUGCCCAAGCCAGCUAUCACCCCAACCAAGGCUGGUCCCUGGAAGCCAAGCGGGAGAGAAACCAAAAGCAGUUUUAAUUUAUCCGGCUGGGACUCCGCCUUCACCAGCCCUGCUGCCUCUGUGAACAAACCUCUUACGCCUGUCACUCCCCCGACCUACGGCCCGAGCUACGGAACCCCCAAGGAGCCUCCCUCCAGCAUCACCCCUCCCAUCGACGUCACCCCUCCUCGUCUGAAGCUGAUGCGUCGCAGCACCGACCGGAAGAGUGAGUUCCUGCGAGGCCUGAAGGAUGAUAAGAACUGGGACGGGCCCACCUCUACCAGUCCAUUAGACCCUAAGGAGAACAGAGGAGACUUACAAGAGAAUGGGAUCCUUCACUCUCUCAGCGACUCAGACACAGAUCACCUUUCCAGCUCGUUGGAGGCAGAAUACAGGUUGCUCAAAGCUAUGGGCUGGCAGGAGUACCCAGAGAAUGAUGACGACUUUUUGCCCAUCACUGAUGCUGAGCUCCAAGAAUUUCAAGCUAAAACUGAGAAGCUGAAGAGGAACAGGCUGGGCCAGAACGGUGUUCUCCUGAAGCCUCUUCUCAAGGGUGCGCCCCUGCUGUCCUGGAGAAGCCCUGUAGAGCCUGAACUAGAAGAGGUCUCAGAGUCCGAGAGCACUAGCAGCAGCCAGACAGACGACGACGACGCCGACACCUAACAUGGCUUUACACCCCUCCUCUUCUUCUUCCUCACGUCACGCUCCCUCGCUCAUUGCACUCGCCUGUUUUACACUUCUUCCUCGUUCACAAGAGACUGGUCAUACAGACACUGGUGUGACAGAGAGGGGUCAGAGGUGAUGCCUGCCUGAGGGUCUUUCUUCUUGGUUUUCCUUCUGCUUUUUCUUUCCUUUCUUUUUUCUUUUUUUUGACCCCUUUGGUCUUUUCCUAGAAGCUAAAAUGAUUAUUGAAAGUAAAACACAUCAGCAUUUUUCUUUUGAUUUUGUGAUGGAAAAAUUUAACCCCAUGAUGUUGACAACAACCAAACCAAUAAUGAUUUUACUUGCAAAUGACUUCAUCGGUUGAUACUUUUUUUUGUUGAAAGAUGGCUUUGACACCUGCUCUUGCUGAAACAAUUUGUAGCUUUUGUGUUGAGAUGAAACAAUCAUUGUGAGCAGUUGAUAUUGACAUUGCUUCCAAUCCCCUAAAUAACCCUUCUGUAAGGAUUUAGGUUUGUUUUUUGUUUUGGUCCAUUUAAAGCUGACAAAUGGUAAUGUAUCUGUCUUAUUUGAACAGUGUAAGGCAUGAUUUUGCUCAUCAUUAUAUUUAUCCUAAGCGGUAGGAGAACAGUCAUUUACAGUUAUGGACCACCAUUACUUUUAUUGCAAUACUGAUUUAAUGUAGCCAGUAAGGGCAUAAAGAAUAAUAAAACAACGUUACGAAGUAAUGGAAAUGUCACUUUACCAAACUUAUUCUGGAGAAAAACUCAAUUAUUCCGUCGUAGCUGUUCAAGCUGAUUGUCUGUUCUUAGUUCACCAACUGCCAUAAUUUUCAGAUGUUCAAAAUUCCAAGUUCUGUGGUUGAUAAAGACUGUAAACUUACAACCCCCCCCCCCCCCCCAAAUACUCCUGCUUCUUGUAUUAAGAUACAACCUGAUUUUCUUUCUUACAUUAGGGACUGCUUUUGAAAAUUAUGCAUUUACCAGGUUUAGAAAUUGCAACAAUUUUCCUGGCUGGUAGAAUGUUCAGCUGGCUUUACCACAGAUUUAAGGCUCUUUGUUGUUGUUGUUUAUAAUUUGGUACAGCUGUCAAUCCCACAUAGAUAUUUCUCUUUUUUGCAUAUUGUUCUUGCAGCCUUGAUAUUCAGGGUGGAUUGUAAAAAAAUAUAAUACAAAUUGUGAGUUUUGAAAAAUGUAAGAUUAUUUUGAUAACAUUAUUUACAUAUUUUUAAAGAUAAGGUUUCCUGUAUGGGACUGUCUGUAUGAGAAAGAAACUACUGCAUCUUGGAAAAAUGUAAUUGUAAUAAAUAUUUUGCAUCGGUUUGCCAAA